CUACGUCGGACCCCCUCCUCCUCCUGUCUCUCCCACAGGCACAGCUGGCAGCCUGGAGCCAUGAUGAAUGGCUGCCCCCCGCAGUACCAGCAACGCAGUGUGAGUAUGGAGGGUUUUGACACAGAAGAUAUGGAGCAGGUGCUCCUUGGGGCCCUGGAGGGGUCCAGCAGAGGGGGGUGGGACCCUCGCCGAGCCCCCAUCCCUUCCUAUGGCCAGGAGUUGGGCUCCCUGCUGUCACUCACAGAGGAGGAGGCAGGCUGCCAGACCCAGCUCUUCUCCCCAUUGGAGGAGCAGUCGUCUCAGCUGCAGGGCUUCAGUGCCUCCGCUCCCUCCCUGUGUGCCAGUCCCAGUCUGCGCCAGCUACCCAACGCCAACCUCCACCCUCCAACCCAGGCACACACUCAUACACACUCUCAGACACCUCACACACACCCCUACACACACUCACAAAACCACCAGCAUCAGUCUCAUCAUCGCUCCUACUCCAAUUCCACCUCCCAACGUUACUACCAAGAGUCUUCCCUGGGCUCUGUAUUUGGGGGUUCCACACAGAGUGUGGAUGCGGAGCUUGGUGAGCUGUGGGGGCAAGAAGAGAGGGAGCGGCUAGACGGAGAGAGAGAGAGGCGGAGGGAGGAGAGAAGGACGGAGGAACAGAGGGGUGCUCCCCCCGGGGAGGAGAGGGGGGAGAAGACAGGAAGCCCUCUGGGGCGCACCUUCAGCUUCCUGCGCAAGAUGGCCGGCCAGCGCAAGAACAAAGAGAAGGAGCGGAUGAAGGAGAGGGAGAAGGAGGCGCGGGAGCGGGAGGCGCGUUACAGCAACGGCCACCUCUUCACUUCCCUCACCGUGUCUGCCACCACCCUCUGUUCUGCCUGCAACAAGAGCAUCACCGCUAAAGAGGCCCUCAGCUGCCCCACCUGCAAUGUCACCAUCCACAACCGCUGUCGAGACACACUGGCCAACUGUGCCAAGAUGAAACAAAGGCAACAGAAGCUAGCCCUGGUGAGGAACAGCUCCGCGCUGCAGAACGUGGCUCUAAGGACCAAAACCCCUAUGAUGAAGGAGCGACCCAGCUCAGCCAUCUAUCCGUCCGACAGUCUCCGUCAGUCCCUGCUGGGCUCCCGCCGUGUCCGCUCCGGCCUCUCCCUCUCCAAGAGUGUCUCCACACAGAACCUCGCAGGGAAUCUGAAUGACGACUCACCAUUGGGGCUGCGGAGGAUCCUGUCUCAGUCCACAGACUCCCUGAACUUCAGAAACAGAGCCAUGUCCAUGGAGUCCCUCAACGACGAGGGGGAGGUGUACUAUGCUGCCAUGUUGGAGGAGCUGGAGAGGGAGGGGAAGGACUUUGAGGCUGACUCGUGGAGUCGGGCUGUAGAUCCCUCCUACCUGCAGACCCACCGCAAAGACGUCAUCAAGAGACAGGACGUCAUCUAUGAGCUGAUCCAGACAGAGUUCCACCACGUGAGGACCCUGCGGAUCAUGGAGGGGGUGUUCCGGCAGGGCAUGCUGGACGAGGUGCUGCUGGAGCCGGGCGUGGCGCACGCCGUCUUCCCCUGUCUGGAGCAGCUGAUGGCGCUACACACACGUUUCCUUUCCCAGCUUAUGACACGACGCACUCACAGCCUGGCUCCUGGGAGCUGUACUAACUUUACUAUCAACCAACUGGGGGAUAUACUCACUGAACAGUUCUCAGGCCAGUGUGCAGAUGAGAUGAGGAAGGCCUAUGCUGAGUUCUGCAGCCGCCACCCCAAAGCUGUGAAACUGUACAAGGAACUGCUGGCCAGAGACAAGAGGUUUCAGCACUUCAUACGGAGGGUAAGCCGGGGGCCCCUACUGCGUCGCCAUGGCAUCCAGGAGUGCAUCCUGCUGGUGACUCAACGCAUCACCAAAUACCCUGUCCUCAUCCAGCGCAUCCUGGACAACACCAAGGGCAGUGAAGAGGAGGCCAAGUCCCUAGCCCAGUCCCUGUCCCUGAUCCGGGACUUGUUGAGCUCUGUGGACCAGCAGGUGGCAGAGCUGGAGCGGACCCAGAGGCUCCAGGAGAUCAGGGCCAGAUUGGACCCCCGGGCCCAGGCAGAGGUCAGGGGAGGAGGGGUGUUCAGGGGAGGGGAGCUGCUCCGCAGGACGCUCCUCCACGAGGGCACACUGCUGUGGAAGACACAAGGAUCCAGACUCAAAGAUGUGCAGGUCCUGCUGAUGACAGACAUCCUGGUGUUCAUGCAGGAGAAGGACCAGAAGUAUUUCUUCCCCUGCAUAGACAAGCCUGCAGUGUUGUCUCUGAAGAACCUGAUUGUGAGGGACAUAGCCAAUCAGGAGCGAGGGAUGUUCCUGAUCAGUGACUCCACCCCCCCAGAGAUGUACGAGCUGCACGGCACCUCACGAGACGACAGGAACAACUGGAUGAGACUCAUACAGCAGACCGUCAGCAGCUGUCCGUCCAGAGAGGACUUCCCCCUGAUAGAGACAGAGGACAAGGCUUUACUGCGCAGACUCAGAGCUGACAUCCAGCAGAAGGACAGGGAGGUGCUGGAGCUCCUCCAGGAGAGAGUGACUCUGUUCUCUGACCUGGCUGAGGUCACCGGUGGGGGUCAGGAGGUCAUGCCCCUCACCAACUCUAGGAACAUCUUCCGGGCCGACACCCCCUAUGCACCCCAGGCGGAAUACCUACUCACCGACGCCAUCUCAGAGGUUGACAGGCUGAGUGAGUUGCUGCUGGGUUCUAACAUUGAGCUUCCCAAGUCCAACGGUAGCACCAAUGGUGACCAGAACCACAAAGGGGCGCCAGUGAGCAAUGGAGAUUCGAUCUCCGUCAACGGAACUCAUGAAUUCAAAGGAAGUCCAGCGUCCAAGGACAGAAAUGGUAACCAGCUACAGGACAGACCCCUAAAUGAGGAGGUGUGUCAGAGGCUGGUGAACCUCAAUGCUCAGCUCCACGCUCUACAGGCCGCCGUCAUUCACCAGGACUCUGUCCUCGAGCUCCGCCUCCGUGAGGGUACUGGCCCUGCCUCCUCAGGUUCCUCCACUCCCACCCCCACUCCUCCAAACUCCUUCCCCAGGCUGUGCCGUUCCAUGUCACGUGACACAGGUCUGGAUGCGGGCACGGUGGCAACCAUGGGGGACAUGGCCAUGCUCCAGAGGCAGCAUGUUCUGCUGCAGGAGGAGGUGGGGAGGCUGCGCCCCCUGGAGGCCAGGCUGAGGGAGAGCGAGAAGGCCCAGGCUCAGAUGGAGCAGCAGCUCAGGGACAUGAAGGGCAGGAGGGGAAGCAGAGGCAGCAGAGGCAGCAGAGGCAGUAACGGAGACAUCGUGGUGGAUGUUACAGCCUUAGAGCAGGCUCCUGCUAAAAGAAGAGGAAGUGGUGAUGGCGAGCCCAGCCCUGUCGCCCCAUUGGCCUGUCAGGAACCAGUGGACCAAUUGGACGGCGUACAGGAAGGCAGUGAGGAGGAGGAAGAGGAGGACUCAGAGGAAGAGGAAGAUGUAGUGAAGGUUUCACCACGCUCCGACAGUCCAAGAGAUCUCCAGGAUAUCCCGGAGGAGAGCGAGUGCGGACCGGAAGCGCAGGAAUCCAAGGCUGAUUCCGAGAUUGUUCCGAGUUAACAUUGACCUCCCACUGGAUACGCAAACCAGAAAACAGGACUUGAGAGCUGGACCAACAUCUUCUCAACCUCCAACCAACCAGACCUGAUAGAACUUAUCUUCAGUGAUUCCAUCUAUUCGUCUUUCUUUGGCAUAGAAAGCCUACCCGGGAAUUGUGUAUUGUAUCAUGGUAUAAGUUAGUUCUGAGAUGUUGUAUGCAGGUUUUUUACAUGUUUUUCUAAUGUUAUGUUAAAAGCUUCAUCCUCGGGAUUGAAUCCCUUUUCCAAUCCCACUCUUCGUUUCUUAUUUCCCUUUUCAAAACAAGGAAGAGGGAUUGGGGGUGAAGAGGAGGAUCGGGUUCGUAACAACAAUGGAAUUCUAAUGGUGGACUGUAUAUCUAUAGGUGUCUGGUGAUACCAGUAGGAACUAUUCUGUACUGUAACUGCCUGUCAUUGUUGUACAUUUAGUGUCACCUCUCUACAGACCUGGUUUGUCUGUGGUGGUGGAGCUGACUGAUUUGAAACUGAACUUAGACCAGUAAAGAAGGGCGGGACAGGAAAGGGGGAGGGCGGGACAGGAAAGGAGGGUAUAUAUAUAUAUA
This is a messenger RNA of Coregonus clupeaformis (lake whitefish), 4171 nucleotides long. RefSeq names its product rho guanine nucleotide exchange factor 2-like. Gene Ontology annotation, cellular component: ruffle membrane; cytoskeleton. Gene Ontology annotation, molecular function: guanyl-nucleotide exchange factor activity; microtubule binding. Gene Ontology annotation, biological process: cell morphogenesis; actin filament organization; positive regulation of neuron differentiation. The coding region runs from base 61 to 3591 and encodes 1176 amino acids. NCBI's taxonomy places the organism in Eukaryota, Metazoa, Chordata, Actinopteri, Salmoniformes, Salmonidae. The transcript has 24 exons. The record is from RefSeq and is a predicted model, not a curated record.